AUGUCUGAUAAAACUCCAUCAUCCAGACUUCCAUCAACUUAUAUUGGUAGAAGACUAUUCUCUAUUUAUAAUGAUGACGAUGACGAUGAAUAUAGAAAUCCUAUGGUCUAUGAUAUGUGUGGGACUUGUACAUAUAAACACCAGUCUGACUAUGACAUUGUCAUCCCUGAUUAUUCUACUCAUUAUAAUAGUCAAAAUCAAAAUGAAAAUCAAAAUGAAAAUAAUACCUUUAUGAUUAUUGAUAAUAAUAUUAAUAAUAAUGAAAGAGAAAUGUCCUUUGACUCAUUUGAUGAUGAGAAUUACUCCAAUCUACUCUAA
Messenger RNA from Entamoeba histolytica HM-1:IMSS, 318 nucleotides. RefSeq lists its product as uncharacterized. The coding region runs from base 1 to 318 and encodes 105 amino acids. The record is from RefSeq and is a predicted model, not a curated record. Lineage: Eukaryota; Evosea; Mastigamoebida; Endamoebidae. The transcript has a single exon.